Pistacia vera is the source of this 725-nucleotide messenger RNA. RefSeq lists its product as uncharacterized. NCBI's taxonomy places the organism in Eukaryota, Viridiplantae, Streptophyta, Magnoliopsida, Sapindales, Anacardiaceae. The record is from RefSeq and is a predicted model, not a curated record. Bases 184 to 477 code for a protein of 97 amino acids. The transcript has a single exon.
CACAAGCAACUAACACAACUACGUGUUCAACCCCAUCACCACUUUUAUAUCCCCACGAAAAUAAACAACGUCACUUAUAUCACCUCCAGAGAUCUUCAUUUCUCUCUCUCUCUCUCUCUCUCUUUCUCUCUGUUCACCGUUUUUACCUUCUUCUCUCUGUUUCUGAGCCCAUCCAUCCAGAUAAUGGGUCCGCUUGUGUUGACGCAGUUGGCCACUGGCCUAAGCGUUUUGGCCGGGGCGGUUCUGGUCAAGUCGGUCAUGGAUCAGAAGCCCAUGGCCGGACAAUUUCCAAGGUGUGCCCGUUGCAACGGUACGGGCCGAGUCACGUGUAUGUGUACGCGAUGGUCCGACGGUGAUGUUGGGUGCCGAACUUGUGCCGGGUCGGGUCGCAUGGCGUGUAGCAGCUGUGGAGGGACCGGUACUGGUCGACCCGUGCCGGUUCAGAUUCAGAUGCGGCCACCAAACCGGCCGUCUUAAGUUGUUUGUGGGUCAUGAAUUCUGAUUUUUGGCUCUGGUAUGGUUAAUUUUUAGUCCCAAACUCUGGUUUAUAUUUUCAUAAUUUUGUUGUUACUGGAAAUUGGAGUAUGAUAUGUAAGUAAUAUAAGUUGGUAUUCAUACUUUUAAAAGAGGGAUGGGAGAUUAUUAGAUUGCAGUUUGUAAUGACAUUACAUUACAUUACUUUUACUUUACUCCUCGUAUAUAAUGAGACAAGUCUUAUAAAUUUA